GCCGGUUUUUGUUGUGUCCGAGCACAGAGACGACGAGAAACAGCUGCUGUCCACACAAACAAACAAACACACACAAGCAAGCCAUUCCCCCCGACUGCUGUCUCGUCUUGCGCGUCAGCCACCCUCCCUUCGUUCUGCCACAUACACGCUGAGGGAAGAAUCAACUCCACAUCAUCAUCAUCAUCAUCCAACCUCCCCGCUGCCGCCACCAUGCAAGAGGCCGCACAUGUGCCCAACCCAGAGCGCGACGCCAUCACAUGCGCUGUCAUUGAGGACCCCGUGCUCUAUCAAUCAAAGUAUUAUGAACGCCACACGUUUGAAGAAUGGUUCACACGUCUGAACGGCACGGUGCCUGAGCCGGAGGAAAUCCCUGCAGAGGAGAGGGAGCGCAUCAUGCGGGAGCGAGAGGCCCACAGCGAGCUUGCCCUUGAUGCACAGAAUGGCCUGGACCUUAUCAUCCCGCCAUCCCUCAAGACGCUCAUCCAGAAGAAGCUCAUUGGCCCGGAGUAUGACGCGCCUGUCGUCAUUGUUGUGGGCAAGGAAAGUGAUGGAAAGUCCCUCACCCUCUCCCGCCUCAUCGUGCGUCCCAUCUUCCCCUUCCGCGACAACAUCUGCACGCUCAUGCCCGUCAAGGUGAAGCUCAAGACGCAAGCCAAGGCCAGCAUCCCAAAGGUCUACGCUGUGGAGAUUCAGCCCGACGGCACGCGCACGCCGGUGUCCACGACUGUCCACAACUACACGGGCACCAACCACGGGAAACCUGCGCCCAUUAUGGAGGACUACGUGCCACUCGAGUUCCUGCAAGAGGCCAUUGAGGAGCGAAUGAUCUUUCUCGUCGACUCGGAGUACCCGCAAAAGCAGCAGCCAGAGGAACCGGAGGGCCCGGGUUUCCUUGGCAAGCACCGCUCGGGUGUGCUUGGCAAGCACCGCUCCAGUAUGCUUGCCAAGAAGAGCGAGUCCCAACCCAAACAGCACCGCAGGCCCGUGUCGAUGCGAUAUGAGGUUGUGGUUGAGCUGAGCGGGCCACACUUCCCCAACAUGACACUGGUUGAUCUCCCAGGCGUUGUCGCCACAGACACGGCAAACGCAAACCUCCCCCGACAAACGAGGGAGCUUGCCCAGCGGUAUCUGCGCGCGCAUGCGGAGAACAGCUUCGUGUGCGCGGUCAUGUCAGUGCAGAGCUCCAUGGCGGCCAACGAUGCUCUGGCCGUCAUUCGCGAGUGCAACAUGCUCUCAAGCAGCAUCGGUGUGCUCAGCAAGACUGACCUGUGCUACCCGCAGGCCGUACACGAGGCACGCUUCGGGAAGCUUCCUGUGGACCUUGGGUACGGGUUGUGCUGUGUCGCCAAUUGCGUCUUGAACGGCGAGCGCCUGGAGAUGAAGACAUUCACGGAGCUGAACCACCGCGAGGAGGCGCAGCUGAACAAGCUCAGGGAAGCCAAGGACGUGUUCAAGCAACAAGAGAAGAUUCGCGCCAUGGAGGAGUGCUUUGGUAUUGACCGCGUCCAGCGCAAGCUUCGCGACAGCUUUGAGACUUACCUGUGCGAGGUGUGGGCGCGCCGCACGCAGCAGGCCCUUCGCCGCUCCCUGCAGGACUUUGAGCGCGGUCUUGACAGGCUUGGCUACCCGUUUGUGCGCUUUGAGGAGGAGGACCAGGUGAUUGCGCGGCGAGAAGCCCUGCAUCAGCAUGAGCCAGAUCUUGGCGCUUCUGAGCGCGGGCAGACGACAAGUGAGGUUGCGCGUGCCGUGCUCGACCACGUGUCCAAGACGCUGCCCACGUUCCGCGUGGACCAGCUCCUCUGCACCGAGCUGCACAAGCGCAUUGUUCGCCUCUUCCGCCGCGUGAACAGAGCCAUGGCCGCUAUUGCUCGGGAGAGGCCCGUUGCCGCCACCGGUGUGCACACCCUCCGCCACACCCUGCAGGCGCACUGGGCCCGCAUCAAGGCCGCGUUUGAGGCAUUUGCGCAGUCACUCCGCACCACCCCGCUCUCGUCCGUGCUCGUGGAGGCGGCGGUGGCCCACCUGCGCAGCGUGGAGUCAGAGGUGAAGAUUAGCCGUUUCUCGUCGCUCAUCACUGCCAUUCGGGAGCAGCUCACCAUGCAGCUGGACACGCACGUGGACCAGAACAUCAACGCCAUUGUGGACGCGUUCAUGCAGGACAGGCUCAAGGAUGUGGAGCAGAUGCUGCGAUUGAAGCUCGUGCCUGCAGGCAUCGCACACGCGCCACGUGCUCACGGAGCGGUGCCUGUCGCGGCGCUGCGAGAAGCCGCACCGGCGGCACCCGCUGCCACUGCUGUUGGCAUCGACGAUGACGACAAUGACGACGAUGAGGAGGAGCAGCAGCAGCAGCAACAGGAGGAGCAGGAAGAGGGAAGUGCUUCUGCGGAUGAUAAUGAGGAGGAAGAAGAGGACGGUGCGGAGUUGUUGUGGGGCGUGCGUGUUGUGGUUGACGGGCAGACGCUUGUGAGCGAUUUGGGCACCAAGCUGACCGCUGUUGGCGAGGAAGUGCAGCAGGUGCUGCGUGAUGCAACCUUUGAGGAGGGCGUUGUUGUGGAGGACGAGGAGGUGACACAGUGCCGCAUCAACACCUUCCGCGACAUCGGUGAUGUGUGUGAAGUGCUGUCUGAGAUCCACGUCGCGCUGGGCGACUAUGAGCAGCGGUGCAGUGAAGCCCGCGCCCGCGCAGCCAACGCAUCCCCGGCUGCCAACGAAACGUCUGCGAUUGAAGGCGACCUCGACUUGCCGCAUGACGACAACAGGACGAAGCUGCUCGCCAUGCGUGACCGCAUCCAGCAGCGGCGUCAGCAGCAACAACGUGCAGAUGCUGAUCCGGGCGACGGUGGGACUCAUGACGAGGACGAGAUGGUGGAUGAGGUGACCAUCGCCACCAACUCGGCAGACACCUUGCGCCGUGCACUCGCCAUCUGCCGCCAGGCCAACUGCGUUCGACAUCUCACGUUGGAGACGUGUGUGCUUGCGGACGUGUUGCGCGAGUUUGGACGCCUCUUCCCUGAAAUGCGCAGGCUGCGCAGUCUUCGUCUGAAGCAGUGCGACCUUUCCGACAAGAACGUGCAGGACACACUUCAUCUCGGCCUCCAGCGCAACACAACCAUGAACACCUUCACGGUGCAAGACUGCGGGCUGGGUGGGCCGUCGUCUAAGCUGCUGCGAAAUAUCGUUUCUGUCAACACCACCCUCGACGAGAUCAUCAUCAAGAUGCCCUCGAGCGAGGCCGGCGAGUACGCGGCGGUGAAGGCAGCGCUGCACGACAACGAUGUGUCUGCACUCGUACGAGCACUGUGCACAACAGAGGAAGUGGCGCAGGGUGUGCUGACCAAGUACGUUGAUGCAGGCAGUCAGUGGGAGGCCGUGUCGGGCGACGUGCGAGGGUGUGCCAAGUGGGGAGAGCGGCUGACGCAGGAGCAGCGGGAGGCGGUGAUGGCUGCUGGCCGCCAACGUGUCCCCAUUGAUCGCCAGAAGCGCAAGGCGUGGCGCGUCGACCACCGCAUCUGCUUCCCCGCAUGAACACACGCACACGUACAUACACAUACAGUGGCACAGAUGCACGUGUUGCGUGAAGGUGUGACUGCUGCGUCCUUGUGUCCGUGUGAGGUGAUGUGUUCUGCAUUCUGGUGCCACUGAGAUAGAUGCACAGGCGCGUGCAUAUCAUCUGUUUGUUGUCUUCCUUGAAUAUUUGUGUGAGGGCUUCUUGCUUUCGUUCAAUGCUUUCCAUGCUUGCUUGCUUGCAUGUAUGCUGUUGUUACACGUUUUGCGAAUACAGCGAACAACUGAAGGAA
Salpingoeca rosetta is the source of this 3797-nucleotide messenger RNA. RefSeq lists its product as uncharacterized. The transcript is spliced from 8 exons. Gene Ontology annotation, molecular function: microtubule binding; GTPase activity. NCBI's taxonomy places the organism in Eukaryota, Choanoflagellata, Craspedida, Salpingoecidae. Gene Ontology annotation, cellular component: cytoplasm; membrane; microtubule. The record is from RefSeq and is a predicted model, not a curated record. The coding region runs from base 211 to 3525 and encodes 1104 amino acids.